Messenger RNA from Oryza brachyantha (malo sina), 1970 nucleotides. RefSeq names its product probable inorganic phosphate transporter 1-5. The record is from RefSeq and is a predicted model, not a curated record. Gene Ontology annotation, cellular component: membrane. NCBI's taxonomy places the organism in Eukaryota, Viridiplantae, Streptophyta, Magnoliopsida, Poales, Poaceae. Gene Ontology annotation, molecular function: phosphate transmembrane transporter activity. Gene Ontology annotation, biological process: phosphate ion transport; transmembrane transport. Bases 57 to 1685 code for a protein of 542 amino acids. The transcript has a single exon.
AGUGCCACUGACAAUUUGACAAGAAGGUUUAGAGGCGUAGAGUCGCCGGCGCCGCCAUGGCUCGGGAGCGCAAGGUGCUCGACGCGCUGGACACGGCGAAGACGCAGUGGUACCACUUCACGGCGGUGGUGGUCGCCGGCAUGGGCUUCUUCACCGACGCCUACGACCUCUUCUCCAUCUCCCUCGUCACCAAGCUGCUCGGGCGCAUCUACUACUUCGACGCGGCCUCCAGGAGCCCCGGCACGCUCCCGCCCAGCGUCUCCGCCGCCGUCAAUGGCGUCGCCUUCUGCGGCACGCUCGCCGGCCAGCUCUUCUUCGGGUGGCUCGGCGACAAGAUGGGGCGCAAGAAGGUGUACGGCAUGACGCUGAUGCUCAUGGUCAUCUGCUGCCUCGCCUCCGGCCUUUCGUUCGGGUCGUCGGCGAAGGGCGUCAUGGCGACGCUCUGCUUCUUCCGGUUCUGGCUCGGCUUCGGCAUCGGCGGCGACUACCCGCUCUCGGCGACGAUCAUGUCGGAGUACGCCAACAAGCGCACCCGCGGCGCGUUCAUCGCCGCGGUGUUCGCCAUGCAAGGGUUCGGCAACCUCACCGGCGGCAUCGUCGCCCUCGUCGUGUCCGCCGCGUUCAAGGCGCGGUUCGACGCGCCGGCGUACAGGGACGACCCUGCCGGCUCCACCGUGCCGGAAGCCGACUACGCGUGGCGCAUCGUGCUCAUGUUCGGCGCCAUCCCGGCGCUGCUCACCUACUACUGGCGGAUGAAGAUGCCCGAGACGGCGCGCUACACGGCGCUUGUCGCCAGGAACGACAAGCAGGCCGCCGCCGACAUGGCGCGCGUGCUCAACGUCGAGUUCGUCGACGAGCAGGAGAAGGCAGCGGUGGCGGAGGAGGAGGCGAGGCGCCGCGACCGCGAGCAGUACGGCCUCUUCUCCAGGGAGUUCGGCCGGCGCCACGGCCACCACCUGCUGGGCACGACGGUGUGCUGGUUCGUGCUGGACGUGGCCUACUACUCGCAGAACCUGUUCCAGAAGGACAUCUACACGGCGGUGCAAUGGCUCCCCAAGGCGGACACCAUGAACGCCCUGGAGGAGAUGUUCAAGAUCUCCCGGGCGCAGACGCUGGUGGCGCUGUGCGGCACCAUCCCGGGCUACUGGUUCACCGUCUUCUUCAUCGACGUCGUUGGGCGCUUCGCCAUCCAGCUCGGCGGGUUCAUCCUCAUGACGGCGUUCAUACUCGGCCUCGCCGUGCCGUACCACCACUGGACGACGCCGGGGAACCACGUCGGCUUCGUGGUCAUGUACGCCUUCACCUUCUUCUUCGCCAACUUCGGGCCCAACUCCACCACCUUCAUCGUGCCGGCGGAGAUCUUCCCGGCGAGGCUGCGUUCCACGUGCCACGGCAUCUCGUCGGCGGCCGGGAAGAUGGGCGCCAUCGUGGGGGCGUUCGGGUUCCUGUACGCGGCGCAGAGCACGGACCCGAGCAAGACGGACGCCGGGUACCCGCCGGGCAUCGGCGUGCGCAACUCGCUCUUCCUGCUCGCCGGAUGCAACGUCGUCGGGUUCUUCUUCACGUUCCUGGUGCCGGAGUCGAAGGGGAAGUCGCUGGAGGAGCUCUCCGGCGAGAACGACAUGGCGGCGGCAGCAGCUAACUCGUACAGGCAGACCGUACCUGACAGCGGACAGGCCGAGUGAAUAAACAUGAACUGCCAAAUAUGUGUAUGAUCGUGUAUACUCCCGUAGUUGCAUUCUGCCAUUUCUUGUAUCAUCAGUGUAUUAAACACAAAAUAUUAGUACUGAUUACGACUGGAAUCCACGGAAAUUCAGCAUGUUAGUACAUCUCUGAAUCUCUCUUUCUAAGGUGUCCAAGGGCACACAAUACUACAUCAAGUGGUAUAGAUAACAGGGCCCUCUCAUAGCCUCAUUUCAAUAUUUCAGAUAAAUGUUUGACGUUCCAGAGCAACUGAUACUGUGCACCGU